GCCUGUGUUGUCUGGAAGGCAUAGCGCGAUGGGACUCACGAAAAGGCCACAGCCGCCGUUGCCUUCUGCUGUCCACCGGUCCGCGCAGGACCCGCACCCGGUGUCCCCGAAGGUCCAGAUGCUGAAGCCACUGCCUUCACCGUUCUCUGCUGGCAAACGUUUUGCUCAGAAGGAAUUGUCCCCAAGGGCUCAUCCGCAGGUGCAGCUCGAUCCAUUCAGAUCCAAGUUCAGGGAGACUCUGGCUGCUGCGUUGAGUAUGGAUUCUGAUUCUGACCACCACUCUGGGCAACAAUCUGCUGGAAACGUGUCACCUGUAAUAUCACAGCCCAACCCAAAAAGGGACAGGAUGUCUGAUGUUCAUGCUGGGGUUAAUGCAUCUCUCCAAAUCGGGCCAGAGUCUGAAAGAGAAGUUACCACUGAUGGGGCAGCUGAAGCAAGGAAUGGCAGGAUUCAUAAGGCCCAAAGUUUAGCAGUUACAAUCGAAGAGGAGCUGUUCAAAUUAUUUGGAGAAGUUAAUAAGAAAUACAAGGCGAAAAGCAGAUCGCUUGUGUUUAAUCUGAAAAAUAAAAAUAACCCUGCGCUGAUGGAACGAGUCCUGUCUGGAGACAUACCACCUAAAUGCCUAUGCACAAUGACUAAAGAAGAGCUUGCUUCGAAGGAGCUUUCGGAGUGGCGGAUGGAUAAAACGAGUGUGCAGGAGGAGGUCAAGGGAUCGGACGACAGUGUGCAAGAUGGAGUUGCUGAGACAUGCAACGAAAACACAUCGAGCAAUUUAGAUUAUCCAGUGAAUGAGAAAAGUGACAUGACGGAAGAACCUAUGGUUGAUGACUUGCAGGACACGGAGAAUCUUCCAGAGAUCAUGACACUGGAUGAAUUCUUGGAUCUCUUUUAUUCAGAAACACAUUUUGAAGAUCAGUCCGCUGGAGCCCUGCAAGAUGAUCCUAGUAUUGACAAAGCUGAUAAGGCUUUGAAGUCACAAAGUUCUCCAAUAGCUAAAGACGAUGCUGGUGCAUUAAAAUUCCAAUUUCAUUCUGAUUUACGAUCUCCACAAGACACUUUUGAGUCCAAGCUAGAAUCGCCCGUAAAAAAAUCAGUUUCAAUGUUGGAUCCAGUUGUAGAAUCAAAGGGAGAUGUGAUAUUCGAAUCCCCCCCUGAAAAGGUGGAUGCUGAAAAAUCAGAUACUCUAAACGGUUUGAUUCCUGAAUCAGAUAUGCAGUGUAAGAUAAGUCCUGAUGCUGCAUUGAUUCAUGGCAGUAUAUGGGAGGGAGCAAUUAAGCUUAGUUUGACUUCACGGUCACGCACAAAUAUUGUUGCUAUCUUCAAAAGUGGUGAAAAGCUAUCUACAAAUGAGUGGCCCCGCUUGCUUGGGAUCAAUGGAAAAACUAGCCUCAGUGAACUUAAAAAAUAUCUUGAAGAACUUCCUAAAUCCAGGAGACGUGCUAUAACGGUAACUGAGUUAUGUUGGAAGGAGGGGUCGCCUAAGAGUGGUCAUCGUCGUCUCUUAAAGACCAUUGAGAGGGAUAUUGCAAAUGGGAGAGUAGGAUUAGUGAAGGUUGUUAAAGGAGUGGUGAUGUACCUCUGUCCUUCUCAUGGGGAGGCUGCUCAGAUACUUGCUGACCAUUUGCCAAAGGAGCAGUCGGGCAGUUUAACCUGGACUAAAACAUCUAUUAUUGGACUGGUCGUGUGGAAGAGACCCAAUGUCUCGCCUAGAGUGCCCACAAUGCAAGAUGUCCCCGAGAGUCAGGCCACGAGUUCUAGUGUUCUUCCAAUGAUUUCUCAGCCACCAGCUCGCUCUUCCAAUGCUCGUCAGCCCCGCCAGGAUGUUGAAACCGCUGACGUUCUUCCGGGCUUUGGUCCUGGUGUUGUUAAGGAUGAAAACUCCGCUGACAAUCCCAGCCCUGGAACCGUGAAGGUGACGAGUCCGCAAGCAUUGUUCACAAGCAUGGUAACUUACCAGAAGUGA
Molecule: messenger RNA, 1963 nt
Organism: Lolium perenne
Lineage: Eukaryota; Viridiplantae; Streptophyta; Magnoliopsida; Poales; Poaceae
Source: RefSeq, a predicted model, not a curated record